This is a messenger RNA of Emericellopsis cladophorae, 3681 nucleotides long. RefSeq names its product Origin recognition complex subunit-like protein. Gene Ontology annotation, molecular function: oxidoreductase activity, acting on the CH-CH group of donors; ferric-chelate reductase activity. Gene Ontology annotation, cellular component: plasma membrane; cytoplasm. Gene Ontology annotation, biological process: copper ion import; iron ion transport; intracellular iron ion homeostasis. The transcript has 10 exons. The coding region runs from base 1 to 3681 and encodes 1226 amino acids. Lineage: Eukaryota; Fungi; Ascomycota; Sordariomycetes; Hypocreales; Bionectriaceae. The record is from RefSeq and is a predicted model, not a curated record.
AUGGCAGGCCACGAUCCCGCUUUCGAGGCCAUGAUGGCAAUCCGCACCAAGAACAACCACCACGCGAUGCUUUACUUCGCCGUCAUUACUUUCAUUCAAGCUCUGUCUACCUUCGUACUCGUUUUCGCACCUCGCUGGAUGAGGGUCCAGAAACAGCGGCUGACCCUGCCCACGUUUUGUGCAGCAACUGUUUGCAAGCAUGUCCCAUGUCUUCCGUCAGUUGGCCACACGCUACACGUGGCUGUGUGCACCAUCGCCAACGUGGUCUUGACGUUCGCGCCAAUUGACUACACGAACAUGACAACGCUUUCCAACAUUGCUUCUCGAACAGGCUGGCUUGCCAUGGCAAACAUGGCUGUCGUUGUACUCUUCUCGAUGAAGAUCAACCCGCUCUACUUGAUGGGCGGCUUCACCUACAAUCGCCUCAGCAUCUUGCAUCAAUUCGCUGGAUACAUGACCAUCGCGCAUGUCAUCGUACACGCGGCUUGCUAUUCUGCUUACUUUGUUUCGGUCCAUCGGCCAGAGCGUCUGCUGUAUGAGGCGGAGGUGUACGGAAUGGUAGCAGGCAUCUGCUUCCUAGGUCUCGACAUCUCAGGGGCAUUUAUACGGCGUUGGUGGUAUGAACUCUUCUAUUGCCUUCACAUUGCAUUCUGGAUCAUCGGCGUCGUCUCUCUUGGGCUUCACCAGCCCGAAAUUGGCAAGGGCAUCAUCUUCAUCACCAUCACAUGCGCCAGCCUCUGGGUUCUCGACCGCCUGACACGCUUCCUCCGGCUGGUCGUCUGCGGUGUCUCGAACGAGGUCACCCUCACACCCUUGACCAACGGCGGCACCCGCGUCACCCUCAAAAAAGCACCACGUGGAGCGCAAGCUGGACAGCACUGCUUCCUGUGGGUCCCCGCCGUCCGAAGGUUCGAGAUGCACCCGUUUACCAUUGCUAACAUGGACUCUGCCGAGUUCGUUAUCGCUUCUUAUAAUGGAUUCACAAAAGAUCUCCAUGAGUAUGCGGUCUCGCACCCUGGAGCUGUUGUUCAGGCCAGUGCAGAGGGACCCUACGGCUGCCCACGCACUCCUGGUAGUAUCGACAAGCUGAUUCUGGUUGCUGGUGGGAGCGGUGGCUCCUUCGCUUUUGGCAUAGGCAAGACACAUGUUUUCGCCCCACGCCCCCGGUCCGUCAAGGAGAUUGAACUCAUCUGGAUCGUUCGUCACUUUUCCCAGCUCAGCUGGUUCGCCAGAGAGAUCGCCGACCUCGCCGGUCAAGAACGUGUCAAGAUUCACUUGUUCGUGACCCGCGGUCCUGGAGUAAGCCUCCGAGGCAUUAACUCCCUCGCCUUGAGCACGAUUGCCUCGAGUCAAGACGGGGCAACUGAGCCCGCCUUUGCCGGCGAGGACAGCAAAUCAGCAGCAAGUUCUGUAGGGUCUGUCGAUUCCGAGAAGGAGGAUCUUCCGACCACAACUGAUGAGCGCGAUGUACCCCAAAUUCACGGAGUGUCGGUCACUUUCGGGCGCCCAGACAUUACGGGUAUGCUUCGUUCAUCUGUCGAGGACCUUGGCAGCGACCAUGCUGUCACGGUCAUGGCAUGCGGGCCAGGAGGUCUGAUACGUGCCGUACGAGAGGCCACUUCGUCGUGCACCAAGCCGGGCGGACCUGCUGUGAGCGUGCACUAUCCCUUGGGCUUUCUGAACGCUGAAGGCCUCGUGUAUACCCCACAUACACCAUGCCUCCUCUCCUGUCUUCGUGCGGGCUCUGCGCAAGUUGCGAGAGCGGGGACACAAUCGUAUCCCGACGACGCUGAUAAGAGUGCGAGGGACGCUGACUCCAUCACCGACCACGACGAUGCGCCUUGCGACUCCACGCUCAACAACUUGGGAUACAGCCCAUACACCCUGCCCGAGUACCUCGAGAUACUGCAGAAGCUGUCGAACACUUCUAACAGUCGCAAGUGCUUCAUUCUGUCAGUCACAGGCACCGCCCCAGACGUGAGACAAUGCUACGAGGCCAUCGUGGAUGCUAAAGAGCGCAUCCGUUUCCCGCUCGCCAUGGAGGUCAACCUGAGCUGUCCCAACAUCCCCAAUUCGCCCCCAGUGGCGUACACCAAAAGCGCUCUGUCUCAGUUUAUCCGUGCGUUGCCAGGAGACCCAGAGAUACCUGUCGGAAUCAAGGUGCCCCCAUACACUCACGCUGGACAGUACGAUGCCUUGAAGGAGGCGUUGCUCGAUUCUGGGGCUGCCUCCCGUUUGAGCUUCAUCACCGCGGUCAAUACACUGGGCUCCUGUCUUAUACUGGAAGAAAAGAACACCUCUGAUAGCGUACGACGCGUCUCCCAGCUCUUCAUCACCAACACUACCACCACCAAAUCCGCUCCCGUCCUGCAAACAUACCCUUGCCGCGACCGCCAGAUUCACACCCUCGCAACAUUGCUUUACCCGUCAGCAGCCCCCUGCCGAACACUCACGAUCCACGGCGUGGAGUCUACCGGCAAGUCCGCCAUCACAGCCUCUUUGCUGGCCUCCCUUGCGAGACCAACGCCGAACCUACGAUAUGCCUUUGUCAGUGCGGCCCAGUGUAUCACCGCGCGUCACCUCUUCGAGUCCAUCGUCACUUCGAUAGCUGAAGCCUUGGAUUGGCCGCAAGAAGAUACUGCGAUCCGAUGCGAAACUUUGGCGCAGCUGGACGUGGAGCUAGUCCGGAUGUUGAAGUACCCCGAACGGGAGGACAACUUUCGCUUCGUCCUUGUGCUCGACGCGAUAGAUCGGGCCAGAGAUGCGCCAUCGUCCAUGCUCCCAGGCCUCGCUCGCCUGUCUGAGAUUAUUCCAUGCCUCACGACGGCUUUCAUCCUCACAACGCCGCUCCCGCUGAGAACGUCCUCCUUCACGCCUAGUGUACAUUUCCCACCGUACACAAAGCCCGACUACCUCCGCAUUCUCGCCUUGACGCCACCGACAGAACCAACACACAAUGCUACCAUGGAGGAAACACUCGCCCUAUGGCCAAGAUUCUGCGCUGCGGUGCACGAUGCGCUCGUACAGUCAGCCGCCCGCUCGCUGCCAAGCUUCAAACGAGCGUGUGAGACCCUUUGGCCGAGGUUUAUCGCCCCUGUCGAGAAGGGCACAUACGAGGCAAAAGAGUUCUCCAAGCUCCUCGUCGCAGCAAGGACACACUUCCAGGACGAGUCGGUGCUGAACCCCAGCAUUAUCUCCGUCGUACCCUCCUCCAAACCCACUUCGACGGACCUGUCCACCUUGCUUCCUCGCACGGCACGGAUACUGUUGCUCUGUGCCUAUCUCGCCUCGCACAAUGCCCCUCGGCAUGACCUGACGCUCUUCUCCACACACCAUCAGGGUGGUCGUCGACGACGUCGGGUAGCCCCGACAAUAGCCUCCAACAAGCACCGCAAGAUCGCGAGGAAGCUUCUCGGCGCCCACGCCUUUGUCCUCGAGCGCAUGAUGGCCAUUUACGCGGCUGUGAAGAGUGAAUGGACGGAGGAUCCCCGAGUGGCAGCUGUGGAUGCCGACGUGGGCAUGGCAAUGGCUACACUCACCAGUCUCAGACUGCUCACGCGUGUCGGCACGGGCGACGUGAUGGACCGCGGUGGCAAGUGGAGGAUUAGCGUGGGCUGGGAGAUCAUCCGAGGGGUGGGAAGAAGUAUAGGCGUCGAGCUCGAUGAGUGGCUGAUAGAAUGA